Messenger RNA from Paramacrobiotus metropolitanus, 2633 nucleotides. RefSeq names its product ATP-binding cassette sub-family E member 1-like. NCBI's taxonomy places the organism in Eukaryota, Metazoa, Tardigrada, Eutardigrada, Parachela, Macrobiotidae. The record is from RefSeq and is a predicted model, not a curated record. The coding region runs from base 258 to 2093 and encodes 611 amino acids. Gene Ontology annotation, molecular function: ribosomal small subunit binding; iron ion binding; ATP hydrolysis activity. The transcript is spliced from 11 exons. Gene Ontology annotation, biological process: ribosomal subunit export from nucleus; translational initiation; translational termination.
UCUAGGUCGCUGAACUGCGCAGUCUGUGCUGCGCUUGUAAAAACAGAAAACCAACCAGUUUUUUUACUCCUUGUGAAUUCUUCCAUUGCUUAAUUGUAUUACUGUACAUUCGAGGCUGGGAAAGAUUGUGUUUUACGAGUGCUAUUGAAUUUCCUGGAUUGUGGAAGAAACCAGGCUGGGCCCAGUGUGGACGUGAAUUUGCGUCUUUAAUCGAAGGCAGUGCGUGCGCAGCGUCGUUCGGCGAUCCAGCAGCUGGGAUGGCUGGCCGAGGCGGAGGCGGCGGCGGCAUCGCGACCCAGGAGAACCUGACCCGCAUCGCCAUCGUCAACGAGGACCGCUGCAAGCCCAAGAAGUGCCGCCAGGAGUGCAAGCGCUCCUGCCCCGUGGUGCGCAUGGGCAAGCUGUGCAUCGAAGUGACGCCGACGGACCGCGUGGCCUUCAUUUCCGAAGAGUUGUGCAUUGGUUGCGGUAUCUGCGUGCGCAAGUGCCCCUUCGAGGCCAUCCAGAUUAUUAAUUUGCCCUCCAAUUUGGAGAAGGACACCACGCACCGAUUCAGCGCCAACUCGUUCAAACUGCACCGGCUGCCGAUGCCGCGCACGGGGCAGGUGCUGGGGCUGGUGGGGACCAACGGUAUCGGCAAGUCGACGGCCGUCAAGAUCCUCUCGGGCAAGAUGAAGCCCAACCUGGGCCGCUUCGUGGAUCCGCCCGAGUGGGAGGAGGUGCUGACGUACUUCCGCGGGUCGGAGCUGCAGAACUACUUCACGCGCAUUCUGGAGGACAAGCUCAAGGCCGUGGUCAAGCUGCAGUACGUGGACCGCAUCGGCAAGGAGAUCACGGGCACCGUCGGCCACCAUCUGGCCCGCAAGGACGAGCGCCAGAUCAAGGGCGAGAUCAUCGAGGCGCUGGACCUGAAGACGGUGCUGGACCGCAACGUGGGCGACCUGUCGGGCGGGGAGCUGCAGCGCUUCUGCAUCGCCAUGACCUGCAUCCAGACGGCCACCAUUUACAUGUUCGACGAGCCCUCCAGCUACCUGGACGUGAAGCAGCGCCUGAAGGCCGCCCAGACCAUCCGCGGCCUGCUGCAGCACGACAACUACGUCGUGGUGGUGGAGCACGAUCUGUCGGUGCUGGACUACCUCUCCGACUACAUCUGCUGCCUCUACGGCAUGCCCGGCUGCUACGGCGUCGUCACGCUGCCCUCCAGCGUCAGAGACGGCAUCAACAUCUUCCUGGACGGGUUCAUCCCGUCGGAGAACCUGCGCUUCCGCGAGGCGGCGCUGUCCUUCAAGGUUUCGGACCAGUUGAGCGAGGAGGAGAUCAAGCGCAUGCGGCAGUACACCUACCCGGCCAUGAAGAAGCGCUUCGCCAAGUUCCACCUGACCAUCGAGCCGGGCAGCUUCACCGACUCGGAGAUCGUCGUCAUGCUCGGCGAGAACGGCACCGGCAAGACCACCUUCAUCAAGAUGCUCGCCGGCCGCUUGGAGCCCGACGACGGAGGGGAAGUGCCGGUGCUGAACGUGUCGUACAAGCCGCAGGCCAUCAGCCCGAAGUUCCAGGGCUCUGUGCGCCUGCUGCUGCACGAGCGCAUCCGCGACGCCUACGUGCACCCGCAGUUCGUCACCGACGUGAUGAAGCCGCUGAACAUGGAGGCGCUGAUGGACCUGGAGGUGCAGAAUUUGUCCGGCGGUGAGCUGCAGCGCGUGGCCAUCACGGUCUGUCUGGGCAAGCCCGCCGACGUCUACCUCAUCGACGAGCCGUCCGCCUACCUGGACUCGGAGCAGCGUCUGGUGGCCUCCAAGGUCAUCAAGCGGUUCAUCCUGCACGCCAAGAAGACGGCCUUCGUGGUGGAGCACGACUUCAUCAUGGCCACCUACCUGGCCGACCGCGUCAUCGUCUUCACCGGGACGCCGUCCGUCGACGCCACUGCCAAGUCGCCGCAGACGCUGCUGGCGGGCAUGAACGAGUUCCUGGAGUCGCUGGACGUCACCUUCCGCCGCGACCCGGACAACUUCCGGCCGCGCAUCAACAAGAAGGCCUCGGUGAAGGACACGGAGCAGAAGCGCAGCGGCAACUACUUCUUCCUCGAGGACUAGCUCUGUUCUGACUGGAUCCGUCCUCGCUCGCAACGGGGGACAGGGCCCGCGGCGGCGGUGCGGUGCGGUGCGGUGCGGUGUGGACGGCGGUGUCGGUUUGUGGACGAUAAGGCGCGGGCGAUAAGAUUGCGGCUGGCCUGGCGGGUGAGAGCGGUCAACACUCUGUUUACUCUGCACGCCGGCGCGGAAUAAACAGAAGAGAGCAGCCCACCAGCCGUUGCUUAUCCCAGCCGUUGCUUUGCCCGUCAACGCCGCGACGCCACUUGUUUAUUUUGCCCAUCUUUCUCUCUUCCGCUUUCCCUCUCCACUGCAUGUGCAUCCCGCGCUCUUAUUUCAUUUACUUCAUUUUAAUUUACUUGUUUUUCUCUACGAGUAGUAAAUGUCCCUUUGUGCUUAUUUUUUCUUGUCUGAUUCCACUAAAAUAAACAGAAAAUCAAGGCAGAAUGGUUUUUUAUCUGGCUAGAGAUUUAGUAACUAUUUAGUUCAACUGGUAGAAUAGUAUAAUUAUAAGAUACGUAUUAAAAAUCAUUGACUAUUUAA